CCUGGAGCAGAUGAGCGCAGAAUAUUUAGGCGAAAACGCGAGGAGGGGGUGGGAUCGCGGGGCAGGAGGAGUAUCUCCGCCAAGAAAAUUAUGCAUGCGUUAGGGGAGCUCUGAGAGAAUGGCUGUGGAAGCUCUCCACUGCGGUUUGAAUCCACGGGGAAUUGAUCACCCUGCCCAUGGUGAAGGUAUUAAACUACAAAUUGAAGGCGAAGGUGUUGAGUCUCAAUCCAUUAAAAAUAAAACUUUCCAGAAGGUGCUUGACCAAAAAGGAACCCCCAAGCGACUGCAGACAGAAGCCGAGACAACUAAGUCAGCUACGGUGAAGCUGUCAAAACCAGUGGCCCUGUGGACCCAGCAGGAUGUCUGCAAGUGGCUGAAGAAACAUUGUCCAAAUCAGUAUCAGAUCUACAGUGAAUCAUUCAAACAGCACGACAUAACUGGGCGAGCCCUGCUGAGACUUACAGACAAAAAGCUUGAGCGAAUGGGGAUCGCCCAGGAGAACCUCCGGCAGCUCAUCUUGCAACAGGUGCUCCAGCUGAAGGUGCGCGAAGAAGUCAGAAACCUACAGUUACUCACACAAGGAGGUGAACACCCCUCUCCUCAAACCAUCAAGAGGACUGGUAGUGGCAGAAAUGAAACCAGUGGAGCUGAGAACACAUGUGACUUCUCCCACCAAGGGGCUGCCUCAGCCGAGGGUUCUCCAUAAAUGCAGUUAGCCUUCCAAGCUGCUGUCCUGCCAGUCAAUACGAACAUGGCCUGUUCCUCACAGAAAGACUAACUCAUGGCACUGUCAGAAGAUAUCCUUGGAGCAUUGACAGAUUAACCAGAUUAACUGGAAAACCACCCAUUCAGUCAAGACUACCGGCUUUGGAAAAUCUUAGUUUGCUCUGGAUUUUUAAAUGAGGUGCAUAAUAUACAGUGCCAGCUUGCUCCAAGUGGUCAUUGGCAGACCAUUGGCUGGAAAAUUGCUUCCAGUUUUCAUCACUGUGCAUAACUGAGGCUCCCUUUGGGGAGCUGUCUGUGCCCUUCACUACAGGUCCUGUUUAGCAUGGCAACUACUGGAUUAUUUUAUUAUGUGUGCAGAUGGCAUGAUGUGUUAGAAAAAAAAAAUUAACAGCAGUCCUGCAAUCUCAGUGGAAGUGUUCACAAUAUUAUGCCCUGGUAGGAGUAUAAACAUGUCUCGAUUGUGUUAGUUAUGGUGUCUCCAGGUAGUCUGUCCAACUCUUCAGCACUUUACAUGAUAACCCUACACUGAAACAAAUCAGCACGUUGAGUAUAUGUGAGAAAACAAGUUCUUUCUUCUUUCUUAUAAAUUUUAUCCUGUUUUGGCUCAGACUGUCCAAGGCGAGACUCCACUCCCAGCAUUUAUCCCAUAGUUUGGGACAGAUUGGUAAAUAUGGCCACAAUACUGUUAGAUUUAACCUCUUGACACUUUACGGAACAACUUGAUUUCUUUCAGCACCAAAGGGAGGUAAAGGUGGGCCUGGGGAAUGGUGGUCGUUUCCUCUUCUUGGGCACAUCUUACCACAAGCACAUCCACACUCUCAAACACAGGAGGCUUCUAAUUGGCCAGGACACAUAGUGUCUCUUUUUCUAGAAGAAUUCUUUCACCAAAAAUGGGGGGAAUGGCCACAUUUUCAUCUUAGACUAUUGUGCAUUGAUAGUAAGGACAGAAGAAUAAAGGGGUAUGACUUUAACACUUUGGAAAACUCUUUAGGUCAAGUUUUGAUCUCAACUCUCUAAAGAGGAAAAAAUAGCAAGUGACCCCCUGCAUGUCUAGAGAAGCAAGAGUUUCCAAUCACACACUAGGUUUUCUUCCUCACCUUUUUAAUCCUAUCUGGAAUUAUACCUGUUAACUAAUAUUUUUUACUAUGUUUUACAACAAAGCACAGUCUUGGGAUGCCAGUCAACCCAGUUAUUGCUUGUCUUUAGGAAUUAGAGGAAUGUUCAUGUUGACUGACCCUUCAUCAUGCUUUAGGCAUUUUUUUCCCCUGAAAAUGUAAAGUUGACUGAAUCAGAAACUCAGCCAAGUAUGUUCUGUGUGCCCACAAUCCCAGUCUGUAGCUCGCAGGCAUAGGAGACUUUUCUUUAAAUACAUGUAACAACCCUGGGAUCCAGCCAGCACAAGCAAGCUUGGCAUUUUAGAGGGUCACCAGACACACACUCAUUGUCUGUUCUCCCACAUCUUUCCUCCCCUGGGGGUACCAGGAAAUGCACAGCCCAUUAGAAAACAUCCCCGCCUGAGAUUUGGAAGCUUUCCAGGGAAGGAGGGAGAUCCAAAGGUGAUUCGGGUGAGUCACCAGGCCAGAUGACGCACCGCGAGCCUGCAGGCUGUGGUGCCAAAGAAGGGGGCUUCCAAGAGGGAACUCACAGGAGCUUCGGUCACCAGCGAGAUCCGGCCCUUUGGUGGGUCAACAUCAGGACCAACAGUGUAAUUCUUUACAGAUCCAAAAUUAAGAGGUCAAAGCCUGGCUGCCAAUGCCCUGGACACCUCAGUCCCCACCACCCAUCUCCAGAGGUUCAAUUCCAACAGCAGAGCUCACUCCAGUCUUUCGUUUGCUCCUUUCUUGAGUCAUCAAGUGUUUAUUGAGCAUCUACUGUGCCAAGCAUUGAGCUGCGGCACUAUCGUUUACAAGGUAGAUGCUCCCUGCCCUUAUAUCUCCUCCUCCCAAACACUAUCCCAACCCCACCUUUUCCACAGUGAAAACUGAAUUCAGACAGCAUUCACUCCUCCAGAGCAAUGUGGGGGAAACAGUCGUGCACAGUUCCCUUGACUGAGGAAUCAGGCAGCAGAGGGGGAGGUAAUGGACAGUAUCAGGCCAUUUAUUUGCAUCCGUUAUGUACAGCCAGCCCUUCAGGCACCCAGAUUUAGCUGAUGAGAGCUUCCCAAAGCAACUUUCAGUUGCUUCUCUUGAUGUCCACCCUGGUCAUCUAUAUUCCCAUCCCUUCUACAGAAACAGCCAUUCGUCAUUAUGCUGGGUUCUCUGAAAGCCCAGUUUUAUAACUAGUCCAGCGGACACAGAAUUGGGCCUGACGAACUCGACAGAACUAUGGCCAGGUGCUGAGAUACUGUAGCUAGGAAUGCAUCGGUUUAGCCGGGAACGUUAAUGACUGUUAACACCCUUGGAAAACCGAACAUGCUUUAUGGUGCAGAUAGAUGUUCAUUAAAUGAUGGUGAUUCAUCCUUACUUUGGCUUUUGCAAAAUAUGUUAUGAACAAGUAAAUAAGUAGAGUUGUCUAGCCCUUUUUUUUUGAAUCAAAGUGUGCUGGACAGUUUUUUAAAGGUAGUGGGUGAAGGUGGAAAUAAGAGAGGGCAAAGAUGGAGACAAUGAAAGAGCCCCAUUGAAGAUGGCUCCUCUAAAAAUGCCUUAAUUCCUGGCACGUACCACAUAUUUGCAUAUGAACUACUACUGUUUUCCAAACUGUCGCCCUCUGUUUGAAAUCAUUUGAGGGCAUGGUUUUGGAAACGUGGUGGCUUAAAACCAGAACAGUCACAACCUAAACCAGCAAAAUUGGGGAAACGAUUUCCUUCUCAGCCUUGGGAUUCUUUGUUCUGUGCUGACCCACAGUUACCCAUGGCUACUCCCUGCUGCGUUGUACCUUCUUCCCAAGAUGCGUGUAGGACAUUUUACCUCCCAGGGAUGGCUCUGUUGAGUUUUGUUUAGUAGGAGGCAGGAAAUGGGGAGGAAGACUAUAAAGGCUUUGAUGUCUAAGGGCUGUAAACUGUUGAUGCAUUAACUUUUCCUCUUACUUGAACUUGUGCUGCACCUUUUAUUAAAAGUCUGGCCCCUACACUCACACAGGAAAGGCACUCUUGGGAAUGAACAGAAACGGAUAAUUAUCAGACUCUUUGGGGUGCCAAGGCGGAUAAGCUCAGGUCAGGCUCCAGAACUGAAUUUGAAUAUGCAGAGCAUUGGUUGUUCUGCUAGGGUAAAAAGCACAUCACCCGAGUAGUUUAAGAUGCACCUAGGGGACAGAGACACUAUCAGCUUUCUUGUGGGUAAUGGCGUGUCUUUGAUUCCCUGCUUAGGCUCUGUGAGGUGUGUAACUGCGCCAUCGACUUCUACCUCCAGAUUACAGGAAAUAACCCAGGUUCCCUCCAGAGUCCCUUCUCAGUUGCCCAGACAGAGGCGAAUAGUCCUUCAUUCUGGGGGAAUUAAGCCUCUUUUUUAACCUUCAAAGGGAAAGGAAUAUCAACCUUACCUGAGAAUAUAAACAAAGGGUUAAAACCUCUAAUAGAUGCACCCUCUUGUUUCUUGCAAAUGCUUUCUUUGUCUGCAAAUGUCACAUAAUUGUUUUGGGAUAGGAACAAUACAAGUCUAAUGGAAGAAAAGUUUUCAAGACCCCCUUAGUGCUUUCGUUUCACCAAAACCUCCUCUUCCAGUGCAUUAGCAGCUUCAUUCUUUGUGAUGCUUUCCUCUGCAUUCUUUAGAGUAAUUUUGUUACUUGACAACUAGACUUAAAGCUGCCUGUCGUCUCUUUUUAAAAACUUAAUCUUUAAAAAGACAUCAAUUCUAUGCCUUAAAGGCUGUUUUUAUUCACCUCUCCCACACCCCCUCCACCUCACUUUCUUGCUUUUUUGUGUUUUUUUUUUUCUUUUAAUCUCCUUCUUUUUGCAUAGUUCCUUGGGUAGAUUUCAAGUAUUCUAUAAAGAACUCAAACAGAGAAACAUAGUUGUCACCUUUUUUCCCCAGGACUGACUAAUAAUUCCUUCUUAAGUUUGAUCUUGGUGAAAGCUAGUUGCCCAAACAGCACUGGGACAGGGAUUCUGAUCUGGGGGUGGGGUGGGGGUGGUGGUAAUGGCAGAUCAGUGCCGAUAAUCAAAACAAGGGCCAUGAGAUCACAAGAGAGGACAGCCCAGGAGAUGCACCUGCUCAGGACACAGCCAGGGACUCAGUUUCAAAGACAAGCAGGUCCUUCUCCUUAGUCUCCUGAGAUGUGCAUCUCAUCCUGUAGCCAGAGAACUCACUUAUGAGUUCUGCUUUAUUAAUGUGAAAUAUUCCUGGCUCUGAGACACAGCUUCAAGGUCAAAGAGAGCUGUGUUUGCAUUGUUUUGCUCUGGUGACUUACUCCAGGAAGGAGAUGGGGAGCCUUCUUUUGAAGGUGAACCACCUGUGGGAAGCUUGAGGAAAAAUUAGCCAAGGAGGUUACACCAGCCCUUAAUAAAAAGCACAAAAUAAAGCCUUCCCUGGAGAUGCUCAUUUGGGAAGAUGGCUAGGAGGAUGGUACCCUGGUUUCUUCUGGCCAUUAUCUUGGCUCUGCAGGGAAAAUUCUGGGCAAGUGCAGCAAGCUCUAAGAUCUGACUUUUCGGGGUGAAAUUUGCCUGUGACAGAAGUGCCUUUGAGUAUGGGACUGGUUUUAGACAUCCUGCUCAACUGGAGAAUUCCAUGGACAGAGAAGCCUGGCAGGCUACCAUCCGUGGGGUCGCAAAGAGUCGGAAAGGACUGAAUGACUAACCCUGACUGACUCAGCAGCACAGACUGAGAAAUUAUGAACACCGAACAGCAGAAAAGGGGUAUACAAGGCACUGUAAAUCUGGAGUUUCCAUUGCCACAUAUAGGGCUAUUUUAAAAUCUUGCAGAGCCCCAAGCAUCCUUACUUCAGAGGCUCCCUUCCGCAAUUAUAUCAAGCACUACAAGUCACCAACAGCUUAGGCCUCAUAAAAUUUCAAAGUAACCAUAUGACUUGCAUUGAAUUGCAGGUGACUGGCUUACGUUAUAGAUAUUUAAACAUUACUUCUGAUUAUGCAAUAUCUUUUUCAGACUUGGGAGCCAGUGGCUUGGGAUUUCAUUGUUUCCCUGUUUGUUUCAUUGUUGUCCUUGUUUUGCAAACCUCCAACAUUUAAGGAAGUCUUAGAAAGAAAGGCUCUUAAAGCCAGGCCUUUUUGCUUAAAGGACAGUGAUUGAAACAGCCAUUUGAUGUAAACAAGGAGACUGUUAAAUUAAGCCAAAGUUGGAGAUACUAAUAACUAAAAUCUUUUAGGCUGGUUGCCUUCUGCAUUGUUUAUAGCCUUUUAAAUUUCAACUAUUUGGAUCAAAGGAAAUAAAUAGGCUGCUUUCACAUGGCCUUGGCACAUUAGCACACACACAGCUACUACAGGUGGAAUUCUAGGCUGGGUUGAUGUGCCAAAGCACACAGAUCUGUCUUACGUGGUUGUAUUUAAUCACCAGCCCCCACCCCCCAAUUCCUAUGAAAAUAUAUUCAAGUGCUUUACUCCCAAGAAAAUUCUAAAAUGAGACUCAUUAUUUAGAUCAUUGCUUCUCUCAGAGGAGGGGUACUGAUUUUGUGACAUAAUCUUGAAGAAAAUCACCAGCCAUUAAAUACCUUGACGGUCACUCCUGUUCCAAUCCACAAGCAUACCCUGGUCUUCUCCCAUCUUCCCAGAGGGCAGCCCGGCCUCCCUCUUAAGUAGCACACAUAUUAUAAAGACCUCUUCUAAAGCUCUGAAUAGACUCCCUGUUCAAGCAUAAUUCCAAAAAUGCAAUCUGAAUUUUGAGUACCACCUUGAUCCUUGAUGAUUCCCUAAAUCAAUUCUAAUUAUUUAUAUCUAUCUUCAGUGUUUAAGCCACAAUCAACUGCAUUUAUAUGUUUGCAUUGGUCACUUCCUGCUCACUCUGUCACAGCUUUUGAGCAAGCCUACACGAUAAAGAAUCUGCCUGCCGUGCAAGAGACCAGGGUUCAAUCACUGGGUCAGAACGAUCCCCUGGAGAAGGGAAUGGCAACCCACUUCAGUAUUCUUGCCUGGAGAAUCCCAUGGACAGAGGAGCCUGGUGGGCUACAGUCCAUGGGGUCGCAAAGAGUCGGAAACGACUGAGCAACUAACACCUUCAUUUUCACACCAAUUCCCAUUUAAGACAUUUGAGAAAAGACCAGAAAUAUUUCCCUGUGUACCAGCUGCAGAAGUUUUGAAGCCCAUAACCGGGUUCUUUUUCACAUCAAAAGGCCCCUGUUUAUAGGUGGAAACCUUAAAGAGAAAUGGGGGAGUGCAAGGGGGUAGUAUUUACAUUUGAACACUGGAACCUGUGUCUUUUUCAUCAUAAUCCCACUCUCCCAUCAUGUCACCCUUCUCUUUCUAAAAGCAGCAACCUCUUUGCUGAGUUGACCUCCCACAUGGGGUAGUCAGGGUUCCACUUGCUUAAAUUCACUCAGCUUCUUGACCCUGCCCUGUCUCAGUCGUGAUUGGCACAGAAGCAAUUCAUCUGCCGAAAAACCAAGGCAGCACAAAUGUUUUGAAACGAAUUCCACUAAAACUCUUGUGUCACUCCAUCAUACCUGCUGUAGUUCCAGUUAACCCAACUAUUUAAUAUCAUUAGGUACCAAAUUAAACAGCUGUACACAAAAUUUUAGAAAAGAUCAAUAUUGUAACACAAUUACAUAUUAGCCAUCAAAAGUACCCAAGAAAAGAAAAUGUUGAACUGUUGUUUCUGUACUUGAAUUAUUCUUAAAAUUCUGUGGAGACUGGCAAUGCUCUGAUAAAGGGGAAACCGUUUCGAGUUCAAGAAUACUUGCAUUCAAGAGAAAUCGCGCGUCUCUCUGGGCCUUUGCUCAUCUGUCUGGGAUGUUACCUGUUCUGCCUUAGCAGACAGGGUUGUUUGGAGGCUAAAUUGAGCUAAGGGGAGAAGCUAUUCUGUAUCACCGAUGUCUGUAUAUUCAUCAUGGUGAGCAGGGUUAUGGGCUUUCAUCAGUGAAUUCCUUUCCCUUGUACUGUGCCUUUCCCUCAUAGCGGCUUUUACUGAGUCCAUUCUGGGAUGCUAAAAAGUAAAAUGGUAAGAAAGCAACAAUCAACAUUUUGGGGAAGCUACCAAAUUAUUUGAGGGAAUGCUACUUAGGAAGGAACUUCAGUAGAUGUUUUGGUACAACUUAUUAAAAAGGUAAAGGUAACUCAAGCAUUUUGUAUGCACACACAAUACAUGGGGGCUGGUCUGCCGAACCCAUGGCCAGGGUGACCAUUUAUCUCCACCUCCCAAAGGUUUAGAGUGCUGUGACCGAGCUGAGGGAGAGAGUUCGGGCUGGGCUGAGCGCAGGUGAAGAUUGCCAAUCCCCAGGUUAAAGAAGGCCGAUGAAGUUGAUGAAUUGCAGGCCACAGGAAACAGCCACAUCGAACUUCCUAGAUGAGCUGGUAUCUUUGUGCUGGGAAAGGAAGAGGAAGAAAAAUCACACCGCGUGUACUGAAUAUAAAAUGAGUGCUUUCAGUUGCAUAUGAGUGGAAAAAAUUCUGACCAAAAAAAAAAAGUUCACUAUUUUACAAACACUAACAAACAUGGCUAUAAAAGCACAUUUCAUAACGCAAAAGCCUGCGUAAAUGGGAGACAUUUUUAUAGCUUCCUUAAGUGAGUAGUUAAACCAGCAGUCUGAAAUCUCUUAGUCCCCUAAGAGUGGUUAAUUAAAUAUUUUCCUUAUUCAUUGCCCACAACUGUGGGUUUUUUUUUUCUCUAUGCACCCUAGAAAAAUUCCCAAGACUAGACUUAAGGAGGACACAAGCUGGUUAUGUAGUAAAAUAAGAGUGCCUUUUCUGUUGGAUGUUCAUUUUAGUUCCUUGAGUUCCCAGGGCAUACAAUGUUUAGAAACUUCUUUCUCUAAACAUAGGAAUUAUUGCACACCACGAUUUUGAACUACCGAUUUCCAUAUCUUAAGCAGCUAUCAACUUGCCAAUUCCCUUUGGGUCUUCUUGACAUUUUUCUUAUAAUGUUUCCUUGUGUUUUGGGUUGUCCUCAAAAAGAGUUUUGGGGGUGGGGGGGCAUGAUUCUUUUUAAAUUGAUAGAAAUGAAACUACAGAUUUUUGCCCCCUUGUAUCUGUGAGCAUGAUCUCUAUCAGGCUUGAAAAUCUGCUUUAUCAUUUUGUAUAUUUGACUAUUUUGUAUUCAGCAUUACUUGAUUCCUUAUGUGCAUGGCAAUGUAUUAAAAUGUGGGAUUUCUA
This is a messenger RNA of Cervus elaphus (red deer), 8917 nucleotides long. RefSeq names its product sterile alpha motif domain containing 12 (gene SAMD12). The record is from RefSeq and is a predicted model, not a curated record. Bases 119 to 706 code for a protein of 195 amino acids. Gene Ontology annotation, cellular component: cytoplasmic side of plasma membrane. Gene Ontology annotation, molecular function: protein binding. Gene Ontology annotation, biological process: cell surface receptor protein tyrosine kinase signaling pathway. The transcript is spliced from 6 exons. NCBI's taxonomy places the organism in Eukaryota, Metazoa, Chordata, Mammalia, Artiodactyla, Cervidae.